Messenger RNA from Lagopus muta (rock ptarmigan), 9781 nucleotides. It is a transcript of the gene SIM2, whose product is annotated as SIM bHLH transcription factor 2. Lineage: Eukaryota; Metazoa; Chordata; Aves; Galliformes; Phasianidae. Gene Ontology annotation, biological process: regulation of transcription by RNA polymerase II. Gene Ontology annotation, molecular function: RNA polymerase II transcription regulatory region sequence-specific DNA binding; protein dimerization activity; DNA-binding transcription factor activity, RNA polymerase II-specific. The transcript has 12 exons. The record is from RefSeq and is a predicted model, not a curated record. The coding region runs from base 1249 to 3552 and encodes 767 amino acids.
GAGGCUCUCCUGGCUCGUCUCAGCCUUUGCUGAAGAAUUAAGCGAGGGGUCCGCUGCGGAGCUGCUUCUGCCCCGGAACAACAACAACAAAAAAAUUAAAAAAAAAUUAAAAAAUAAAAGGAAAAAAAUAAAAAAGGAAAAAGAAAAAAAAAAAAAAAAGCCGUGAGCGAAAGGGGAAAAACAAACAAACAAACAACGGAGAUAUCUGAGUUUGGGCCGAGGAGCUCGGAGGACUGACUGCAUUUCUGAGGGAGGGGAACUGCCUCCGACCGCACAAACGGUGAGGCCGCGGCUCCAUGCGGGAGGGGACGGCACCCGCCAUCGCACUGCCCCGGGAAACAGAGGAGAAAAGAAAGAAACAGACCCAACCAAACCCACCCCGCGCCUCUGCCAGCGCUCGGACUUGUUUGGAAAGAGACAUCGCUCCGGUGGCACCGCUCCCGAGGAGAAAGGACCCUUCUCUCCGACUCCACAUGAGCACCGCUUUCAGGAUCGGGCACAGCUCCGCGUCCCGGUCAGCCCCGCGCCGCUGAGGCGGCCGCCGGGAAGGAGAGCCCGGAGCGAUGCGAGCCGUGGGCUGCGGGGCUCCGCGGCGGCCUCCUCCCUCCGCAGCCGCUCGGACCGCCGCUUAGAGGGGCCCGGACCUCGGGGCCGGAGCUUUCUGCUCUCUGAGAAGCGAGCGGAGAGGUCUCCUCUUUCUCUCUCUCUCUCUCUCUCUUUCUCUCUCUGUUACUAAUUUUUUUUUUUUUUUUUUUUUUUUUUAAGCCGAAAAUGGUGCCGCCUGCCUAGCUCUGUGAUUUCACGCGUGGACUCGUAAUAUUUCAUUCUGAUGAUUUUUGGAUGGGGAAGGACUGAGCGGAGGAUAUCUCCCUGAGAGCGGGGCGCGGCGUUCGGCGCCCCAUAGCGGAGCGGUUCCGGCCCCGUGCGGUUCUGCCGGGCUCGGUCCGAGGCGCGGGGCCGGAGCGGGGCCGUCUCCCCAGCUGGGAGACGGCUCCUCCCGGAGCUUUUGUUUGGUUGAUUUGAGUGUUUUGCUUUUUAUUUCUUUUUUUUCCCUUUCGUUUUUCCUUUUUUUUUUUUUUUCCCCUUCCCUUUUUAUUUAUUAUUAUUAUUUUAAAUCUGGUUUAAUCUGAGGGAGCUCCCUCCCUCUUUUCCUCAACCCCUAACUCCGAGGUCGCAGCCCAUGCCCCUCGUCGUUCGGAAGGACCGGGCCUAAUAUGCCAGUGUCACCUUCGCCUUGCAGUCGUCGCGAUGAAGGAAAAAUCCAAGAACGCGGCGAAGACAAGGCGGGAAAAAGAAAAUGGAGAAUUCUACGAACUGGCCAAGCUCCUGCCGCUGCCCUCGGCCAUCACCUCGCAGCUGGACAAGGCGUCCAUCAUCCGUCUCACCACCAGCUAUCUAAAGAUGCGAGCCGUCUUUCCCGAAGGUCUGGGAGACGCUUGGGGACAGCCGAGCAGGAUAGGGCCCAUGGAUAACGUGGCCAAGGAGCUCGGAUCCCACUUGCUUCAGACUUUGGAUGGCUUUGUUUUUGUGGUAGCCUCAGAUGGCAAAAUAAUGUACAUCUCAGAAACAGCGUCUGUACAUCUUGGCUUAUCUCAGGUGGAGCUUACUGGUAAUAGCAUUUAUGAGUAUAUACAUCCUUCCGACCACGAUGAGAUGACGGCUGUUCUUACUGCUCACCAGCCUCUUCAUCCUCACCUCUUACAAGAAUAUGAAAUUGAGAGAUCAUUUUUCCUGAGAAUGAAGUGUGUCCUAGCCAAGAGGAAUGCAGGAUUGACAUGCAGUGGCUACAAGGUCAUCCACUGCAGUGGCUAUUUGAAGAUAAGGCAGUAUAUGCUCGAUAUGUCUUUGUAUGAUUCCUGUUACCAAAUUGUUGGACUGGUGGCUGUAGGUCAAUCUUUACCUCCCAGUGCAAUCACUGAGAUCAAACUUCAUAGUAACAUGUUUAUGUUCAGAGCAAGUUUGGACUUGAAGUUAAUAUUCCUAGAUUCCAGAGUGACUGAAUUAACUGGAUAUGAACCCCAAGAUCUGAUAGAAAAAACCCUCUAUCACCAUGUUCAUGGCUGUGAUGUGUUCCAUUUACGAUAUGCUCAUCAUCUGUUGUUGGUGAAAGGCCAAGUAACAACCAAGUACUAUCGACUACUGUCCAAACAAGGAGGCUGGGUUUGGGUGCAGAGCUACGCUACUAUUGUCCAUAACAGCCGUUCAUCACGGCCUCACUGCAUAGUGAGUGUCAAUUAUGUCCUUACAGAUAUUGAGUAUAAGGAACUUCAGUUGUCACUGGACCAGGUUACCAUUUCUAAGUCACAGUUUUCAUGCAGAAACUCAGUAUCUACCUCACAGGAAACAAGGAAAAUAGUAAAACCCAAAAGUAACAAAAUGAAGGCAAAACUCAGAACAACGCCUUACCCACAACAGCAAUACAGCUCAUUCCAAACAGACAAACUGGAAUGCAGCCAGGUGGGAAACUGGCGAUCCAGCCCUGCAGUGAACGCUGCCACCAUUCAAGAACAAAACUUUCAUUCAGAAAACAGUGAACUUUUAUAUGCCCCGUCAUAUAGCUUGCCUUUCUCUUACCAUUAUGGACACUUCCCUGUAGACUCUCAUGUCUUCAGCAGCAAAAAGCAAAUGCUGCCUCCUAAGUUUGGGCAAUCUCAAGGCAAUCCUUGUGAAGUGGCUCGAUUUUUCUUGAGUACGCUGCAGACAAAUGGAGAAUGCCAGUGGCAUUACGCCAACUCCUUGGUAUCCAACAGCCAGUCACCAUCCAAAAAUCUUCCUGAGCAGCCAGUGAACAUCAUCCGACAUAAUCUUGGACAGAGUUAUGAAGUGCCCGUAUCGAACAGGAGAUACAACCAAGAUGUUCUCUCCGACAACUUUACAAGUUGCACAGCACCUAUGCCAGGCAGCAGAUACAAAGAAGAGAUUUAUGAUUCCAGCAUCAUGAAACCCAACAAAAUAGAAAACAGGAUUCAGCCACCUCACCAUCUCAUUAAAGAAGAAAACAAGCUAGCUUUUAACAGAGACCUACAAGAAAAAAUGAGCAUUAAUGAAAGCUCUUUUUCAAACUCAGUUGCUAACUCUUUGCUGCCAAAAUCAGAAUGUUUCCAAUCUAAAGCUUUAGGACAAUUAAGUCAUCUCCUACCUGUGCCCGCAGUGUAUGAACAAACAAGACGGAUUUGUAUGAAGGAACCCAAAUAUGGGCAUAUUAGUCACCAUGCUACAAGCCUAAAUGAACUGGACAGUGAUGAGAGAAUGACUGUAAAGCUUGAUCACGACUCCGAGAGUGAGCGUGUGAUGGAUGUAAGACCCUCUGGACAAGUUCCAUUUGUGCUUCUAAAUUAUCAUCAUGUUUUAGCCAAACAUGGCACAUUUCAAACUUCAUCAUGUACAGCAACGGGACACGUAGGAGAAAAUUAUGGAUACAAUUCUGAGGAAGUAAAUACGUUUAUGUACAAAAACCAAAGCCCCUCAUCAGCCUCUUCUCCAGAAACCCACAAGGAAACGACACUACCCCAUUAUAUUGGAACUUCUGUAAUAAUAGCCAAUGGAAGGUGACAGUAGUAAAAGAGUAUUUACAUUUAACUAAGAAGCCAAACAGUAAUGAUUUCCAAAAAGCAUGAGAAAACAUAGUUACAUUUACUGAGCACAGCUGAAGGUCAAUGAGGGACAGACUUGUGUGUUCCUGGCAAGACAUGUGUGACAGUACCUUCAAGGCGAGGAAAAAAGAAUACAUCUCGCUUCAGUGCUUUGUUGGCAAAGCUUAAGCUCUGGUGCCAGUGAGAAGAUUUGUUGCAGAUCUUAUUUUUGUUAUUUUAUAGUGUGCAACAAAAUUAAAUGAUAGGUGUUAUAUGCAGAGGUUUAUAUGAAGAACAAUUUUUCCCUUAAUCCUUCCUUCUCAAAACACAUUCAAGAUAUUAUUAUUUUCUUUUUGUUAUCAUUAUCAUAAACUGUACACUCUAGAUUAGGUAUUUUUGACAAAGUGUGAAACCCUACAUCAGCUACCCGCCCAUCUGUUACACGUCCUGACAAAUGAACUUUGUUUAAAGAGUGGUGAUUUUUAGUAUCUGUAAUACAGUUGUACUAACCAAACAUAAUUAAGUUUGGAACAUGCUUAUUUAUUACUUAUCACACAUUUUUUUCAGUAUUCAGAAAUUUUUACUGCCACCAUUUAAUCUUAACAAGUGAUGGUAUUGUGACAAAUUCAUACAUAAAAAGGUAUGUAUUAAAAGGUUACAGGUCUUGUCAUGGUGAAUUGGCACAAAUCACACAGCAGGAGCUAAAGAUAUUCCUCAAUAAAAACAGUAUAAUAAGAAAAAGAAACUUCUAAAAAGUGUAUUUUGCUCAAUAUUUUGGGAUAAGGACUUGUUGUUAUUCAAACCAGGUAGUCAAAAUAACAUCUUAAUCUUAGCACAAGAAAUGUUCUCUUUAUUGUCAAGGGAAUAAUGAACAUUUAAGCAUGAUUUUAAAAUUAUUUGUAGCCUUCUGAAUUUGAAAAAGUUCAGCUUUUAACACACUGGACUUCAUUAAGCAUAAAUCUCAUUGUCAACACGAAGGUAAGAUUCAUUAUUUGACUGAUUGAUGCACUUCACAAAUUAUGUCAAUGGACAAUCUCGGUAAGAAAAGUCUGAAGUCAUUGCACAACCACAAGAUGCAAGAUUGCACUGGAAGUAGAGCAGGAUACCUCAGUGUUUUGAAGUGAAUACUUUGCACAUGUUUCAGUCCAAUAAACUAGCAAGUAGAAGGCAUAUGCCAUACAUUUGAAUUUUGUCCAGCCUACUAAGAAUAGAUUUCCCCUUUUUUCACUUCUCCAUAAUGUUUGCAAACCAGGAAAUAAGGAGACGUAUAGGAUCUGUGAAUGUUUUACUGAUGAGUCUGUCCAAUUUGUCUUUCCAUUGCUUCCCCAAACAGUCUUCAUGUGCUUUGGGCAAAACAAUGAACGCUCCCCAUGUAAUAGAUGUAAAUACCAACACUGAAGGCUGUUGUAGUUCUGAGCCAGCUGUAUUUAGCCCCAUUUGUUCACCCAAUUCAAGUUUACAUUUUAGAAGCUUUCUCCCUCUUAUCUGACGCUCUAGAAAGAGACCUUUGCUAAAGAAAAUGCUUACCUGGCUUGUGUAAUAUGGAAAAAUACUUGCUCAUGGAUUGCACCUUGUCAGAGGAAAAUGUAAUGAAAUACACACUCUCUUAAUUACACGCCCUCCAUCUUCUACGUGCAGCAAAAAUAAUCAGUCACCUCUUUGUAUGUAUGAAUAUUUAUUGCUAUGAGUAAACAAAAAUACUUCUAACACAUCUGAAAAUAAUUUUCAGUAUUUUUAUUGCUUUUGAUUAAAAGUUUAACAGAGAAAGCUUUGUUAUGAAAUUGAAUUCAUGUUCGCUUGGAAACUCAGUCGUCUGACUUCAUUUACUAAAAAACAUAUGAAAGAUAUCUUUCAUGAUAAAUAUGAUCAGAAGUACCGGAUCUGACUUUUUAGCAACAACAUAAAAUGAGUGAAACCAAACCAACACCUUCAGUUUAAUUGCACUCCUUUGUUCUUCUCGAGCUGGAGAAUGUGGCAAAGCUAUAGAAAUGUUAUGUGUGAAUGUUAUUAUCAUUCUGAUGUUAUGAAUUGCCGAGACAUGAGCUGGCUUUAUAGUGGCUUUCUUUAACGGCCUUCCCAGCCAGUGUUCCUAAUGAACGCAACCAACUUCUUAAAAGGUACAAUGAUGCUAAGACCUGUAUGCUAAUUUUCUCAAAUUAAAGCCAUGCCCUAUUAAGGAGAAACUGACAUUGCAUCAUUAAAAAGAAACCUGAUGCACAACUGCUUCAUACUGCAUGUCUCCCAAUACCUCAUUAGUGGCACUGCUGCACACAAAGUCAAUCUGCUGUAUUUUCCUGUUCUUCUAACUAUUUCUCAUUACAAAAACAUGUUUUCAGGAACAUAUAAAUUACGCUUCAGUCAAAAAACCUCCACUGAUAUUUUUCAUUAAAAUACCACAAAAUAUUUUUCCAGCCUCUACCUUGUUAUUCACACUUUCAGGCUUUAUUCAACAAUCUCAAGUAAAGGAGGUGUUCCAUCACCCUCCCACAGAAGUUUUACAGUAUAUGAGAUUCAGAUACAUGAAUUUCCCUGUUAGGAAAUAACGACUCAAUUACGCAUUCACAUCUGAUAAUGCAUUGUAGAUUUAAGAAAAGAUCUGUGAUUAAAAAAGCAAACGUGUGAAACAUUUUUUCCUGCCAUUCAAAAAUAGAAACAGCAAUUGCAUAUUCACAGCUGGAAUGUGAGCAAAUUACAUCGAGAGAAAAACACGAGUUCAGACACUGACUUUCAGUCAGUUGAACUACAGAUGUUCACAGUACAUUAAUGCUGCAGAAUGCGAUGUGGCCACUGAGAGUGGCAAUGCUCCCAGCAAUUGGAAAAAAUUAUGACACAGAAGUGGAGUGGGAAUAGGACUACAUUACAAAAAAUGCCCAAAUUUCUUUCAACUGUACAUAUGUGAGCUAAUAUAGAUACUUCUAUCAGAGAUGCCUCUUUCGUGCAACGUGACAGGAUUGUACAUCUCGGGGGAGGGCAGGGCUAUAGCAAGUACAUGCGGAAUGGAAGAGAGAGAGUUGAGAGAGGGAAUAUCUUACCAAAACCUAAAGUUGAAAACAUGGCUCCCAUAUUGAUGUCUCAAAAGUUUUUCUCCUAUUCAUGGAAACUGUGCAGUGUAAAUAAGGUGGUACGGAAACAGACUUCUCUCCUGGUGACAGCAGUUAGGUCAUUUCUAAAGGGCAUUUCAGUAAUUUAACGAAAUUGAGUACAUUGGGUUAAAGUUGUAAAAUUUGAGUGUAUCUCACUGCGAUAAAGCGGAAAGGCUGCUUUUCUGAAGGAUACCUCCCAGAAUAUCAGUACUUGUCUCUAGAAACCACAAAACAUAGCACAAAGGAUUUUUUCAACAUUUCAGUCAUACUUCAAAAUUAACACAGAGAUAGUAUUACUAUGUCAUUUUUUUUUUUUUCCUGAACAUUAGGUUUUGCUUUUUUUAUAUAAUGCAGAUAUGAGCUAUUUGGCAAAUGUAGGAGAAAAAGCACGCAAACCAAACAAUCUAUUAAUGCUCAAAAUUAUAUAUGUAUUCCCUAAAAAUGUAAAGCAUUUUUGCUUAUUUAUUAUGUAAAACAAAACUGUUAAAACGAUAAUAAAGUCCUGUAGCCAAAGGAAAAAUGAGUUUGAUUUCUUUUUCACCACAAAACACAGGGCUUCACAUUGUAUAUUGGAAAAUUUAUUUCAAUUCAACAUUUAAUUUGACUCAAUGUCUUACAAAAUACAAGGAUUUGUAUCCCAUUUAAGCUACAUUGCAUUCUAAAGGAAGAGUCUUGGAGAACUGAAAAUAACACAGAAUAGCUAACGAAACACUCUAAUGCAAGACAUUCAAAUGCAGCAUCAGUUCACAAUUCUUCCCUGCAGUUCUCUUAAUCAACUGAUUGUUACAAGAUGACAGUCGGCUGCAUGCCACUGUUUUUUGACCUCUGUUCUUACCUCAGUCCAGAUUUAAUUUCUUUGCUGUCUGAUCAGUGCUGUGCAUCACUGCCACAUCUUAUGCAUGCAGAUGGCUUUAUCAGGGCAUUUCCCCCCAGGAAUCCAUCAGCUGUUGGCAGCACAAAUCUUUGCCAUGACAGCUAUUAAGCUGUACUUCAGAAAACAUUUAUAGCAAUUAUCUGUUCCAAAGCAGUUGCAGAGAGUAAUUUUUUUAGACUUGUGAAGUCUUGUAGCUGCAUCAGAAAAAGUAGAGAAAUUAAACAAAGUUGAGCAAUAGAAUAGCAGCAUAAAGAAUUAAAUACUCCAAUAUUAUUUCUAGAUAACAGCCCUUGAAGUAUAUGAUAUUUCCUGAACAGAUUUUUAAAAAGCUCUGAAAUCUUAUAAAACCUUUAAUAGAAGUGAGAUGCACUUCUUGAACUGUUACAUGUUAAGUAUGUUAUUCUUUUUCAAACCUUUGGAAACAGCAUUGGUCCUGCAGGGACGCAACCCACGUAUUCGUUCUGAAUGCAGACAGGUGCCAACACACCCAGCUCACCCUGCAAAAAGACUCCCUGCUGACAAACAACCUCUACAGAUAUUUUCACAGUGUGUGAUGAGAACAUGUGUAACAAUCUGAGAGGAAAAAAAAAAAGGAAGUCACAGAAAUACAGACAGUGAUUAAUGUUCUACGAAAGCACUUCAUCAAGAUAUGACAACAACCUCACACGGACGAAAUGUUCCACAUUUUAAUAAAAUUGAACAGUUUCAGUGCAUUACUUCCGAGUCCAGAGAUGCCCUAGUCUCUCCAUACCUGCGUUCUGAGACCACACGACACCACAUUUGUCUGUCUUAUGUAAAGAACAAUACUAAAAAUGAUUUUCAUAGAAAAACAUUGUGGUUUUCAGAAUGCAACAAGUUUGCCAUAAUAAGAGUACAAUCAGUGGCUGUGAUUCCCAGAUAUUCCCUAGGGAUGAGUGUGGUAUAGGAAGGUUCAUGGGCUUUCCUGACAGUAGCAGCUGCUAGUCAAAAUGACCUUAUUCCAAUGCUCUCUGUAAGCAGCACGCAUUUUCUUUGUGAAGUUCUUUGAUUUUUCUGAAAGAAAGGUCAGGUCUAUAACAAACACCUCAUUCAACUCAAGGCCAUUUGCUCAAGACAGCAGGUAGCUGCAGAUGUGCAUGAAGAGGCCACUAAAAAAUAGAGGCAAAGUAAUAUCCCCACAUCACCUACCAAUGCUCUGACAAAUCCACAGCUGAUAAUUCUCACUUUCAGAAAGGAAGUUCAAUGUUAAGUUUCUUCCCAAACUUGUUUUGGAAUAAUCUUAAAACACAAAGCAAGAAUAAAACAUGUGUUUCAUUGCAAAGAAUAUGAAGAAAGCCAGAUAGGAAUAAUAGCAAUUAUUAUAUUGCAGCAAUUUAGUAUUGAAAAUACAUCUGCUUUCUGCUCAGCACUUGCUUAGCUAAGAAGUUUUGCAAGUACUCCAUUCUGCCCUUCCUCCAGGAGCAUGCUUUAUCUUUUUCCCCAGUGUUCUUUCAGUCCCUGCACCUAGAGUAAGGAAGAGCACACUGUAAAGAAGUAAUGCAUGGCAUUUAAAGUAAACUCUACAGCACUCAUCACUCUAUCUGAAAUAGAAGUGGUAUCAACUGUGUUUCCUAUUGGCAAACUCUACUGUAACAAAACAGACACUUUGAGAACUACAGAUCUAAAGUUUUUAAAAAUUCUAUGGUCAAAAACCAGUAACAGAACUAUGCUUUCCACAGCUAGAAAGGAAAAGGUAGAAUUAGAAGUGAAAACAGACACAGAAGUUGUGCAUAUACACACCUGCACACAUACUACACGUGUAUAUAUAAAUGGGCUCCUUUAAAAACUUUAUUAAUUCAGAUUUACAUAUCAUUUUAUGAUAAUAUUUGCUUGAUUCUGAAAUAAAGGUAGUUGCCAAAAAUUAACAGCCCAAAGCAGUUUGGAAAGCAUCUCUGGGGAAAAAGGAAAAAUUGAUGAUCUUGUGCAUCAUUUCAGCUAAGCCAGUUAACAGCUGUCUACACUCCCCCGUACAAUUCUACGAAGUACUGGUGUGCAGUCUUGUUUGACACAGAUCACAAGGGGAAACAAAACAGCAGGGGACAGAUAACCGGGCACACAAACUGAUAUAUUGCGAUAUGGAGCGUAAAAUCCCAAGUGUGAGAAGGACAACUUAAUUUCUAGCACUUGCUGCCAAACCACCUAAAACCUAAUAUGUGAGGAUUACUGUAAAUUACCAUUACAGACUAGCUUCUUUGCUUUAAGACUUCUUGGCUUUGUAACUGAAACAAUCUACU